UCAAGUUUAGUCCGCGCCUCGGGAUUCGACACGGCUCCUGGGUGUACGAGCCAACAGUGAAAUAACGUAGAAAUCGUUUUAACAAGUAGAAGAAAAACAUACAAAGACGAUAUACAAGUUCAUUUAAGUGGUGCGUUUAUUUCUUUUGGAUACGGAACGGAUAAUCUUUUUUUCUUUGCAAUGUUCUCAUUGUUGCCGUUCAUCGUGCCGAUUCUCGACGGUGAUCGUUCGUAGAUCGUGUCGCUGCACUCGAAGGUAUAAGAAAACAUACAGUGACGAUACGGAAAAAGUAUUGUUUGUGAACUUAUCUCGUUCGGUGGAAUUUCAAAAGAAAAACACGGUUAAAAAAGACAGAAAGUGCACCGUGAAAUCGUGAAGAGACAGAAAGAGAAAGAGAGAGAGAGGGAAACGGAAGAGAGUUACAUUAAACGUCGCGUACUAUGUGGGACGUCGCGUCGAGUGACAUUCUAGCCUGGAGACAAAAUGGGGCCCGUUGAUCGGGCCCGGAAGAUCUCAGGGGUCCGAUUAUCAACGGAGGUAUGGAUGUCAUCGGGGACGGGGACGAGCAAACCCUCCAGGCGAUUCUCGGUCGGAGCGAUUUCGUCGGAGGCAUAGACAAUGAGGCCCUGGACUUCUCCCAGUUGGAAGAUUUUAUCAACAGCGACAGCGAACAACCGGCCACAUAUUUCGCGGAUACCCUUGCACACAAUGAGAACGGGGGUGGAACGACGACUCACGGUGGUCGUGUGGAGGCGGCAACCACUCAACAACCACCGUCUCGAUUGCCAUCGCCGAUUACCCAAAGUCAUCCGGUCUCGAGUACGUGCACAUCCGCUACCACCACUGUACCAAACGGCGCCGCUUACAAGGAUCCGCAAUCGUACGUUCACCCACAUGCAUUACCAGAAAGCCCACCAGACAGUGGUAGCGAGCCACCAUACUCUCCACCAGGUCACAACGAUACCCAACAUGUACAUUCACCGCAUCAAAAGGUAGCUCUUCAAGAAAUGCUUCUUCAUCACCAAGGGAAUCAAGCAAAUUAUGCUCCAAAUUUAUUACCUUCUUCGCCAAGAACCUUAACAUCCUCCACGGAUCCAAUGCUAUUAACUCAUACAGUGCUGACAUCUCAUCUUACCUCAGGAACGUCCAAUAUUCAAUCUCAACAACAGCAAAUAGGUCAGACUUUAGUGCCUUUACCGCACGAGCAUAGUCCUGGUAACAUUAACACAUUGUACUCGUCGCUACAAUCUGCUCCUAAGAAGAGAAAAUUAAGCCAGGAUGGUCUUGUCCAUGUGAAGCAGGUGCAACGAGAACCUGAACUAGGAACUGUAGAACACAGUUGUAGUAGUAGCAGUGCUGUUCUCGAUGGCGAUGAAGUGACGGAUAAUAGCUACAUAGACGCCAGUUACCAGUGUAUCCGAUUUCAUCCCUUUCAGCAGACAUCCUGGCAUGUUCUCUGUGAUCAUAAUCUGAAAGAACUUCCAGUGCCCCACUAUCGGGUGGAUGCGGAUAAAGGAUUCAAUUUCAGCAACUCGGACGACGCGUUCGUGUGUCAGAAAAAAAAUCAUUUUCAGAUUACUUGCCAUGCUCAGCUUCAAGGUGAAGCGAUAUUUGUCCGUACUGGUGAAGGGUUGAAAAAGAUAAGCAGCUUUCAAUUGCAUUUCUACGGUGUUAAAGUAGAAUCACCGACACAAACGAUCAGAGUCGAGCAGAGUCAAAGCGACAGAAGCAAGAAACCGUUCCAUCCGGUGACGGUGGAAUUAGGCGGCGAGCGUGUUACAAAAGUAACCGUUGGUCGUCUUCACUUCAGCGAAACAACCAGCAACAAUAUGCGAAAGAAAGGGAAACCGAAUCCUGAUCAAAGAUAUUUCCAUUUAGUUGUUGGCCUCCACGCUCACACUGCUGAUCAAGCCAGUUACCAAGUGGUAGCUCAUGCAUCGGAGAGAAUAAUCGUUAGAGCAAGUAAUCCUGGUCAAUUCGAGUCUGAAGGUAGUGGCGUAGGUGCAGAAGGUGGUUGGCAAAGAGGAGCAGCACCGGAUAGCGUUUAUCAUGCCGGUCGAGUUGGAAUUAAUACGGACAGGCCUGACGAAGCUCUAGUUAUUCAUGGCAACAUGAAGGUGACUGGCCAUAUUGUUCAACCCAGUGAUGCACGUGCAAAGCAAAAUGUACAGGAAGUGGACACGCGUGAACAAUUGCGGAACGUGCAACAGUUGAGAGUGGUUCGUUACAGAUAUGCACCAGAAUUUGCACAGCAUUCUGGUUUAGGUAUCAAACAGCAAGAAGACACGGGUGUCAUAGCGCAGGAAGUGCAACAAAUAUUACCGGAAGCUGUAUUGCCAGCUGGAGAUAUAGUUCUUCCAAAUGGUCAGAGGAUCGAGAAUUUCCUUAUGGUAAACAAAGAAAGGAUAUUCAUGGAGAAUGUGGGUGCUGUGAAAGAACUGUGUAAAGUAACAGAUAGUUUAGAAACUCGCAUUGAUCAAUUGGAACGAAUAAACAAGCGAUUAGCGAAGCUGAAAAGAGGAGACAGUCUGAAAAGUUCGAUUAGUACAAUCUCUAGUAUAUCAAGUAACAAAUACUCAUCCUCUAUCAAUAGUAAGGCCACUGUACAGGGGAAAGGAAAAAAGAGCGAGCGGGAAGACGAAUUUCUAUGCAGCAAUAAGUUUAUCCAAAUUAUAAUUGUUAUACUUAUUCUUAUCAUGGCGUUUUGCUUAGUUGCAAUGGCGACAUUAUACUUUUUAGAAUAUCAAAAACGUAGUAGCCUUGAAUGGACAGCGGUAGCUAGUAAUGGAAUGUUGGCUGUAAGACCAGCUCAUCCAUCAACAGCAUCAAGUACACCUAAUUAUGAUUCCCGAUAUAAUUCGUUGUUAGAUAGUACGUUGUCGUCUUUGUAUACUAAACAUGGAUCCCAUAGUAGAGAUUCGGAUAGUAGUUUGUCCGUGAGAACGAAUGCAUUUUCCACGCAAGCGCCUCAUACGAAACAACAACUUUAUUCUCAAGAAAUUACUUGGUAUCCUAUUAGUCAUUCUGGACCACAGCCAAAACUCGAAAAAAAUAGUGAAUUUCCUGGAAAUUGGUUAAGUAAAAGUGGUGCUGGUGCUAUUCCUAGUAAUGUAGAUGAAAACGAUCAAGGAUCGGAAGUGGAUCCAUCUGUAAAUAAAGGUCCAAUUCCAUUGGGUAGACCAUCGAAUUGUCCCAGACAUUUUAGUGAAUUUGAAAAUCCAUGUCAAAUAUUUUGUUGUACAGCCAAAAUUCAUCAAUUCGAGGAUCCUCAACCAGAUCAUCCUCCAGAAAAGAAAUCAAUUUCAGAUCAUAUAGAACAACCAUUAAAUGUUUAUGAGGAGAAACGUAAAAUAAGUAAAAGUUUCCAGAAUGGUAUUAGUCCAUCCGAUCCAAGCACGCAAACACUUGUAAAAGAAAAUAAUUACAAGUAUUUACAUAAAAGAACAAGAAGAGAAACCAGUAGUGGAGAUUGGACGGAAGUUGCUAGUAAUGCUGCAGGAUCAUUACCACCAGAACCAAAACCACAAUUGUGGAUAGUGGCAGAAAGUUUUAAUAUAUCACUUGAUCAAAAAUAUUGCUCUGCAAUUUCCCAGGAUACACCAAAUAAUAUAUCUUGCAUCAUUCCUUUAUCCAAAUACAUGCCAGAUGUUCAACUUACAUUACACUUUAUUGGAAUGUCUUGGUAUGGACAACUAGUGCAGCAAUGCUCUUCACCAACGAAUCCUGGUAUUGACGAAACUUUGAUGUGUGGCCGGAAAUAUACAAUGCAACAGCAAACUCAAUUGAAGGUUGAUAUUGAAACUAACAAUCAGCGGGGAGAUCAAUCUUUUUCUCUCGAUGUUGCUCAUUAUCUCAGGAGAACAUUGAGGUUUCGGAUACCUACUGUACAACCUCAAGAGAAUAUCUGUAAGAACAAACAUGGUAUUGAUUACUCGGAAUACACGUUGCACUUCUAUCGAGAUUGUGAAGAAUAAUUAAUUUCUUAAAAAUACGAUUUCAUAAAAAAGAUUUUACGUUUCUGUUCAAAAGAUUAUUGAAUAUCUACACAACAGGACCUUCUUGUGCCUUCGUAAUAUAUUUUGUCUUCACUUUCUUCAAGUAUGAAAUUAUAUACUUACAAUAUGUUUGGUAAUAUAUCUAUACAUAUCGUCAAAUAAAUCUGUAACUGUAUUUUAUAUAUUAUUAUAAUACACUAUAUAGUAUAAUUGUUGUUCAAUAGAAACGAACUCAAGCAGUAGAUAUAACAUAAUAAUAUUUAGAAUUAUCAUUUCAUUAGUUAGAAAAGUAUACGUGCUUUUUUUCAAGAUAUAUAGAACGUGAAUAGUUGAUGGGUGAUAUUAAAUUUUUUAUAAUUUUUUUCUAUGAAAAAUAUGAAAAUAAAAUCAAUGAUAAUUUUGAUAUUGUUAAAUGUAAAAUAUUGUAUAAAAUAAAUUAAAUUAAUAUUAAAGAUUCAAUUUUAAAGUUGACUCAAUGCAUAUAUACAUUUUAAAUAAGAAUUCUCUCAAAUCACACCCAUCAACUAUAAUUAAGGAUUAACGUCCCGUUCCAAUCAUUUUUACCUUAUUUAUACUCAUGUACAGAAUAUUGUUAUGUUAUUAUUAUUAUCGGAUACAUAUUCGUACUAUAUUAAGAAGAAAAGAAAUUAAUAAUCGAUGUUCCAGCCAAAUUAUAUUUUGAUUUUAAUUUAUAGAA
Apis laboriosa (Himalayan honeybee) is the source of this 4692-nucleotide messenger RNA. RefSeq names its product myelin regulatory factor-like protein. Gene Ontology annotation, cellular component: nucleus; endoplasmic reticulum membrane. Gene Ontology annotation, molecular function: sequence-specific DNA binding; DNA-binding transcription factor activity. The coding region runs from base 540 to 3974 and encodes 1144 amino acids. The transcript is spliced from 18 exons. NCBI's taxonomy places the organism in Eukaryota, Metazoa, Arthropoda, Insecta, Hymenoptera, Apidae. Gene Ontology annotation, biological process: protein autoprocessing; positive regulation of DNA-templated transcription. The record is from RefSeq and is a predicted model, not a curated record.